This is a messenger RNA of Culex pipiens pallens (northern house mosquito), 2281 nucleotides long. RefSeq names its product BCL2/adenovirus E1B 19 kDa protein-interacting protein 3 (gene BNIP3). The coding region runs from base 1077 to 1748 and encodes 223 amino acids. The transcript has 5 exons. Gene Ontology annotation, biological process: mitochondrial outer membrane permeabilization; positive regulation of apoptotic process. The record is from RefSeq and is a predicted model, not a curated record. Gene Ontology annotation, cellular component: mitochondrial envelope; mitochondrial outer membrane; nucleus. NCBI's taxonomy places the organism in Eukaryota, Metazoa, Arthropoda, Insecta, Diptera, Culicidae.
UUUUCGCGAGCCUAUCUCUCUGCUCCAAUUUGUAAACAACAACAAGCUGAAAAACAGGAGUUGCCGAAGCCCCCGUUGCCUUAUAUUGGUAGUGGUGGGGUGCGCGAAGCUGGUGUACAUUUCUGGUGAGAGUGUGCAUGACGACGUCCAGCAAAAGAGUUUCGUGGUUUUGUUGUUGUUUGUACAAUCGUUGUUCAUCCCCAUCAAAGAAAGCCAGAUAGCUGUGCGACACAAACACUCUUCGUCUGUAUGUGAACAUAGUAGGCUGGCUGUUUACUCCAUUCUGCUACGUGUAGUGUAUUAAUGCGCAGCAAAUCGCAAAGCCAGCUGUGGCUGAAAGAAAACCCAGGCAAUAACGAAUCGUCACUUGGACAGUAAGGACGCGCGGGUCGUACUCCAGAAAGUGUUUCAAGUGAACAAAGUCAGUAUUCUGUUGCAUUUUGGAAAACUAAAUAGCUGAACAGUUGGUCAACUUUGUCCGUGGAACCAUAUUGAAAGCGAACGCCAUUUUAUUGCACCUUCCCAUAUACGUCGUCGUCGUCCAGCUGGAGAGAGAGCUAGUGUAAACAAAGAAGUCGAAAAAAAACAGUCAGUUGCAAUUUGGUCCUGCAAAAAGUUGACUCAAUCUAGUUGUAAAGUGUUGACCCUACCUCAGGUAGUGAGUUGCUUUAAGCGCAAAAGAAAAAAAAUAUUGUUAUCGUAGAAAAAAUCCAGGUACACGUACCUUCCGAAGCAACUGAAAGGGAAACAGAUUAUCAUAUAAACAGUUCCGUUCGAUACAAAAGUGUGAGUUUCUUUCCAUUCUGAAUUGCGCGUCUGGCCACGUUGCACCUGUGUGGGUGUUUUGUUUAUAUUACCUAGAGUGUGUAUCCAUUCGAAACGAUCGUGUGGCACCGUGAAGAGAAAACGCAUACCAUCAAGCUCUUUGUUUACAAAUAUAGAGAAGUGCGAGAACUGAUUUUUCCUUGUUUCGGUGGCACCCUGCUAGCCGCUGUGAACGUAGAGCUUGUUUAUCAUCCUACGGGAGAACCCAGCCGCACAUCCAACCGCGCAUUCCAGACAAAGAAAGUGGUGCAAUGUUCAAGUCCAUCACGAGCACCAGCGGAACGAACAGCAAGAUGUCUGCAACGCCCAGAACCAGCGAGGACCUGCUCGGAGCAAAAAAACUUCAUUUCCUUUCCCCAGAAUCAUGGAUCGAGCUGUCGUCGAACACAAACACAUGCCCCAAGAGUCCGGACCGGACCACGCCGUUGCCGUUCACCUCGGUCGAAGAGUACCUCCGGCUGCUGCGGGAAGCUCAACGAGAAUCGAAGGAAUCGAGCCGGGUGGCGUCGCUGACCAGCUCGCGACGUGAGUCAACCCGCGGUAGCCCAAAGUCACCCCCGAACAGCCCCAAUACGGAACUGGCCACCACCGAGGAGCAGCUCAAGGGAGUCUACAUCAACUAUCUGAACAGGGAAGGAGAUGCCACUGCUCAAAAAGACAAUGACUGGGUUUGGGAAUGGAGUAGUCGGCCAGAGCAACUGCAGGCAAAGGAAUGGAAGUUCGAAAACUCCAAACAAAGCAUUCGUCGCAACCAACAGGGCUACUCGCUGAGAAUGGCACGUGUGGGCAAAAAUUCUUUGUUCUCGCGAGAAGUUCUCUAUUCACUUGUGCUAACAAAUGUGUUAUCCUUGCUGCUUGGAGCUGGAAUCGGAGCUUGGCUACAUAAACGAGGACUGCUCUUCACGCGAAUCUCGAUCGAAUAAGAAGCGACGAGGAAGCGUGUGGAUAGAAUUAAUUGUUUCAACUUUUGCAGCGAAUAAGUUUUCUACAACCAUCAUCCAAAUUUUGCUGCGCUGGAGUAAUCGCAGUAAUUAUUCAGCAUUAGUCCGAUGAACAAGUGUCAAAAACAUUAAACAAUCUUAAAGUGAGUUCCAGCACAAGAUAGCUCCAAAAUUACAUGAAUCCAUCACAUUGUUUGGCGUGUUGAGCGCACGCAUUCGUUCCAUUGCACUGAACUGGAAACUCAGGAAAAAAUAAUGAUUGCUUCAAACACAGCUGAUUCUACAGAAAGCAGAGAGAUUGAUAAGAUGAAUUGUAGAAAAUCCAAAACAGACUCGUGAGAAGGUUUAGAUUAGUUAGGCAAUGUACAGUUCAAAUAGAAAACAUCAGAAUAUGGAGAUCUUUUGAGGAUGCUUUCGAAACAAUUCCCAUACAUUGCAGCACAGAAAAGGACUUUAGCCGUAUCUUGUGAUUUUAUAAAUGUUAUUUUUGUUUGUCUCUUUUAUGAUUUUUUUUU